GGAGCUCGAUUAGCAGGAGGAAGAAGCCUCUAGGGUUUACGAGAAAAGCACUACCAGGUACUCUCUCUCUCUCUCUCUUCCCCCGGUGAACGUAACAGAGCUGUAGACCUAGCCUCGUAAACUACAUUUACUCCGUUUUACUGUCUCAAGCCCCACCGGGCUUUUUGGGCCCAAAAAAAAAUUAGGUAUAUAUUUUGGACUAGUCCUCUCCGGCUCUCCUUUCAACCCCACCGCUGAACUCGCGAACUCGAUUGGAGACUUGGAGCUCUCCCGACUCGGCAACCUGCAAGAGUGCAAGGCUAGAACCAGCAACCCGUCUCCGCGGCUCCGCCUCCAGGAUUGGAACUCAGUAGAAAAAAAGUGUUUUCCAUUCAAGCACCAAACAGAAUCAAUGAUGCAGUUUGCUCCAAGUGAGGGUGAAAAUGCUUUGUCUGUAGUUGGUCCCAGGCCAAUGGAUUUGUCUACAUAUAAUGUUCGCCCUGGAUCUGGGCCUAAUGGAAAACAAAGGACUUCAAGUUUGGAGGCACCAAUCAUGCUGCUGACUGGUCAUCAAAGUGCUAUAUACACAAUGAAAUUUAACCCUGCCGGAACAGUCAUAGCAUCGGGGUCUCAUGACAAGGAAAUUUUCUUAUGGAAUGUUCAUGGGGAAUGCAAAAACUUCAUGGUUUUAAAGGGGCAUAAGAAUGCUGUGUUGGAUCUUCACUGGACAACUGAUGGGUCUCAGAUAGUAUCAGCCAGUCCAGACAAAACUGUGGGGGCAUGGGAUGUUGAGACGGGAAAAAGAAUUAAAAAGAUGGCAGAACACUCUUCAUUUGUGAAUUCUUGUCAUCCUGCUCGGAGAGGACCACCUCUUGUUGUCAGUGGAUCUGAUGAUGGAACUGCCAAACUAUGGGAUAUGCGUGUGAGGGGUGCCAUCCAAACAUAUCCUGAUAAAUACCAAAUCACAGCAGUCAGCUUCUCGGAUGCAUCAGAUAAAAUCUUUACAGGAGGUAUUGAUAAUGAUAUUAAGGUUUGGGACUUGCGCAAGGCUGAAGUACUGAUGACACUUCAAGGACAUCAAGAUAUGAUAACAGGUAUGUCAUUGAGUCCUGAUGGCUCUUAUCUUCUGACUAAUGGAAUGGACUGCAAACUCUGCAUUUGGGAUAUGCGCCCGUAUGCACCACAAAAUCGUUGUGUAAAGAUAAUGGAAGGGCACCAGCACAACUUUGAAAAGAACUUGUUGAAAUGUAGCUGGUCACCUGAUGGAAGCAAGGUCACGGCCGGCAGUUCUGAUAGGAUGGUCUACAUAUGGGAUACUACUUCUCGACGCAUCUUGUUUAUGCUGCCGGGCCACACUGGAUCUGUCAAUGAGUCUGUCUUCCACCCCAAUGAGCCCAUUAUUGGAUCUUGCAGUAGUGAUAAGCAGAUAUAUCUGGGGGAAAUCUGAGUUGUACUGAAAUGUAACAGUUUCAUCUUCUAAUUUGUUGUGUACGGUGACUUCUAACAGUUGUUGAUUUUGGAAGGGUUGUAUCUUGCAUUAGUUUUCCAAAUUGAACUUUUGAGAUAUUCAUAGUGUAUAACCUCCGUUUAGAUGUUCUACCAUUA
This is a messenger RNA of Rosa rugosa (rugosa rose), 1584 nucleotides long. RefSeq lists its product as uncharacterized. Gene Ontology annotation, molecular function: RNA binding; protein binding. The coding region runs from base 392 to 1426 and encodes 344 amino acids. The transcript is spliced from 2 exons. Gene Ontology annotation, cellular component: catalytic step 2 spliceosome. NCBI's taxonomy places the organism in Eukaryota, Viridiplantae, Streptophyta, Magnoliopsida, Rosales, Rosaceae. The record is from RefSeq and is a predicted model, not a curated record.